This is a messenger RNA of Drosophila eugracilis, 894 nucleotides long. Its product is annotated as E3 SUMO-protein ligase NSE2-like. Gene Ontology annotation, molecular function: SUMO ligase activity; zinc ion binding. The transcript has 3 exons. Lineage: Eukaryota; Metazoa; Arthropoda; Insecta; Diptera; Drosophilidae. The record is from RefSeq and is a predicted model, not a curated record. The coding region runs from base 161 to 850 and encodes 229 amino acids. Gene Ontology annotation, cellular component: nucleus; Smc5-Smc6 complex. Gene Ontology annotation, biological process: double-strand break repair via homologous recombination; protein sumoylation.
GCUAUUUCCAUCGGUUGUGAAAUUCAAAUUACCAUCGUGCUUUCGGUGUUAAUUAAAAUUUAAUUUCCUUCCCUUUAAACAAUCGAAUUGCGCCGUACUUCAAACAUCUGGCUCCAAUUUUACUCCAACUUGUGGAAAGCAUUUAUAAUUUGGUCUGUAAAUGGAAUUUAAUCAGCAUGUGGAUAGCGCCCUGUGCACAUUCGUAGACAAUACGAAGUUCUUCAAGGAAAUGGCCGAUGUUAUGUCUAAAAUCCGUGAUGACGAGGAAAUGCAAAAACUAUUAGAGGAAAGCGCCCAGAUACGCUUGGAGCACGGCGAAAAACUUAUCCAACUAAAAAGCAAAAAUCAGAAAUUGAAACAGGCGAUGCAUCAGGCCAAAAACGAGAGCGCUACCAUUGAGGAGUUCGAGGGAAAUUGGAACCAGCGCCGGAAGGCAGUGGAGAAGAUCCGAAUCAAUGCGAAGAAAACGGUCGACUUCAAGAACUUUGAGAAGAGCUUAACUGCCCAAGUUUCUGGAAAAAAUUGCGGAACCGUUGGCUUAGACCAAGAUGACGACAUCACGGAGGGAAUCGAGGAGACCGGCGGCGAGAUCUUCUCACUCUUCGAUCCUUGGUCCAAGGCAUUAAUGAAGAACCCUGUUCGCAACAAGAACUGCGGUCACAUCUACGACCGCGAUUCAGUGAUGUUGAUCAUCAAGGAUAAUAUCGGCGUUCGUUGUCCGGUUCUCGGCUGUGCAAACAAAACCUACAUUCAGCCAUCGCACUUGGUUGAAGAUACCAUCGUCCGACAGAAGGUACAACAGAAACUGGCCGAGGAUGCUGAGUCGUAUGAUGAUAGCUCCUCAGAAUGACACUAUAUCGUAAAUCUAUUGAAAUAUAAACAUUAUUGAAAUUA